AUGAAAAUACAUUCAGACCAUCAUGAAGAUUGCAUUAGAUUCUCAGAAAUACCUCAUUUGAUAAAUUAAUAUAUUUUAGCGUAGGGUAAAAUAAUACAAUAAUCAAAUGAAAUCUACAUUCAAAUAAAAAACCAGAUUGAAUCAAAUAUUAAAAAAAUGAAUGACAAUAUUUAUAUUUUAAAGGAUUUAAGUAAUUAUUAUCAGCUUAAGAAUAAUUAAAAUUCAAAUCAUCAAUUAAUUUGA
Molecule: messenger RNA, 243 nt
Organism: Paramecium pentaurelia
Lineage: Eukaryota; Ciliophora; Oligohymenophorea; Peniculida; Parameciidae
Source: the annotation of a GenBank genome assembly